Zea mays is the source of this 7583-nucleotide messenger RNA. RefSeq lists its product as uncharacterized. The coding region runs from base 4766 to 6664 and encodes 632 amino acids. The record is from RefSeq and is a predicted model, not a curated record. NCBI's taxonomy places the organism in Eukaryota, Viridiplantae, Streptophyta, Magnoliopsida, Poales, Poaceae. The transcript is spliced from 2 exons.
CUCUCCGACACUGGUUUAUCGACGCGUGGCCGUGCACUGCUCGCUCUGAAGAUGCGGACCCAAAAUUAAUAUGCAAUCGAGCUCAGCCGACGUCCUCCAACCCGCGAGACUGCACCCUCACCCAUCACCUCCCUUCGCAACAUCGCAUCCAGAUUGAGGCCGCCGCGCUACCGCUACCUCCUCCCAGCCGAGCCACCACCAUCACUCCUGGUCAUCCUCCUCCCCGCCACCGUGCCCUCUCCACUGGCCGUCGCGUACGCCACCUCCAGCGAACACGCCUCCACGCAUCCUCCACGGGCAGCUCGCUGUCGCGACACAUCUUCUCUCUCUCUCUACGUGCGCCCUCGCCAGCCCGAGUCCUCUCUCUUCGCUCGCGCCGCCACCGGCACCGUGCCUGCGCUGCCUUGCAUCUCCCGACCACCAGUUGUCCUUCCCUUCAUCCUCCUCUCACCCAAACAGUCGUAUGGGCCCUUCGCCGCCGACCACGUGCUCGGGUGCAGCUACCUCCAAAUUUCCCAGACCGAGGCGGCACGACAGGCGUCCAGCGGCACCAUUCGGCUUUUGAAGAUGGAGCGGGUGCUGCUCGAGGAGGAUGAAGAGGACCGGUUGUUGAGGAAGUUGGGAAACACUAUAGACUAAACCUAAAGCUAGCAAGGGGCCUGGACAUCAGACUUGAACUUCUAAAGUUUUACAAGAAUUAUUCAGCAAACCUUAUACACUGUUUAUGGAAAGGGUAAGUGCUGCAGUUUAGUACACUAGAGUAAAUAAGCCUCUUUGUUGCUGAUCAAAUGAUUUUGUAGAGAGCCUCGAUUGCAUUCAGGGCUUGGUCGAGCGUAUAUGUUUAGUGACAUAAAAAACAUUGAUCAGAGAUGCUUCAAAUAUGAUAUAAAUAGUGAGGAUGAAUUGUGCAUCUUGUUUGUUACUCUUCAUUGGGGUGACACAUUUGAUGAUCCAAUGCACAUGGCUAGCAGACCCUUUUGUAAAAAAUGGUCGUCUUGGUCCUUUCAAAUUACAAACAUAAAUAUAGAGGAAAACAUUGUCCCCUUUGUUUGGGAGCAAGUGGAAUAGAUUUUAUCAUAUUGCUAUAGGCAAGAGGGAUGAAUGAGUCGAAUUGGGGUAAAUAAAGGCAAUGCAAGCCAGGAACGCCCAAGGCGUCCGCAUCUCCAAGAUGGUACGCUCCCUGAACCGAUCCUCUUACUCAUUUCAGUUCUAUUUGCUUCUCUUCGAUCUAUUGAUAUUACACAUGCUUGCUUGAAACCAUAAAUGAUAAUAAAUUCAAUGCAUCAAGCCAUCAAGAUAGCAUCCCCCUACUAGCCUCAUCCUUGGUACUAAUAUGCAUAGCAGCACAUUUGCUCACAGUUCACCACAACUGACUUCAUAAAGAUGUAAUGUCACCAUAUGUUUUAAAAAGUGUGUCGUCGAACAUGUCCUUAUAUUUCUUAGGACAGCAAAUGAACCAACUUCUGAAGUGGAAGAUUCAUAAACCUUGUAUUCAUCAUGAUGAGCAUAAUAAAAUUAAUUUCAACUGACGAAGAGGGAAAAAUUGGAGUUGUUAUCCCUCAUUUUUCUGGUACCUAAAAUAAUGCUGGUCCCAAUAGGGAUUAGUGCAUUUCAGAUUUUAGGAUGGCAGAAUCCAAAUAUUUGCAACCUAAAACAUCGAUCCAGCCAAAAUGUUAGUGGAAAUAGGUAGCUGUUUAGAACAAAUAAUUUUGAUAGCAAAUUAGCAAGCUAAAAAAAGUUCCCAUGAAACUGGUAUCUGUUAAGAGGUAAUGCAGAGCAUGUACCAUAAGCAUUUUCUAUUGUCUAUAGUUUGUUGGAUUCGUUCUUUGUGAUUUGUAGCACCCAAACGUUUGGUAAGCAUAUAGUCCCCACUAGAUGGUAAAUAGAAGUAGGUGUAGCCAUACAACAUCUGGUCGAUAUCGAAAAUUAUACAAUAUUUCAAGUAACUUUUAAACCGUGUUGCGCUAUUGCAUACUUGUAGAUACUUUAUUUUGAUGAUAGUUUCCAAAUUAUCAUAAUUUUUUUCAUCACUACUAAUGUUAUACAGUGUAUAAAAACACAAUAAUUUUGGUUAUAUAAAUAAAAAAGAGACGUUCAUUGGAAGUUUGUUGCUGAACUAGGACCACCAGACUACCUUGUAUUCUUUUUGCGUACAUCUUUCCUGAAUUAGGACCCUAGCACCAUGUGCAUUAACAACACAAAUGAGUAAGGAAGUUUUUUGCUCGCUGUUAUGGACAACAGGACAUACAUUAGGAAUUAUUUCUAUUUAAAUUGUGGGUAUCUCAUGCUUUUUUGUGUAGAUUUCUAACAUAACCAAGUUGUUCCUUCGUCAUGGUUUCAGGUCUUAGCUCUAUUUUGGACCAAUCAGUCUGAAAACAGAAGGGUUAUAUCUACAAGCAAUUGAUCUUCUCAGCUUUGAACAUUAUUAAUGUUUAUACUAUUGAAUGAUUGGCAUACUGAUAAAAUUUGAUGUUAAACUUGAAGGUCGAUGAUGAGGUAUAUGAUGCUUUGGCCGAACACCUUCUUUCUAUCUUGGAGGAUAUUGAAAAUUUGAUUCAAAGUAAGCCUUUCCUGUUGGUGCUGUUUCGGGACAUUGUUCGUUGCAUGGUCAUGUUCUUAUAUUGUAGACUUGCAGUUAUCAAAGCUGGGUUGGUUUUGAAUGUCCUGCACUAGGACAUGUUAAUUCUUGAACAUCGCCAAUCAAGUUUGUGGUCUGGUUGCUUUCACUCUUGAUUUUAAUUUUAAAAAACAUAGUUGGCUUGUAUUGUCCAACCUUUUUUUUGGUCAAGCGUACUAAACUACUAAUUUGCUUCCAAGAGAAUCUGUAGCGAUUGUUCAGUUAUCUAGCUUGGGAAUGGAUAAAUAUAUUUAAGAAAGUCUAUAUAGCCACCAGAUGUCUAUAAACUAUAGAGAUGAGACUGUUUAGGAUAUAGUUUUGAAGAAAACAUCUUAUCAUUCAUUUUUUCACAAUGAUAAUGAUAAAAAGAUUACCGUUUGUUUUCAUGUAUAUGCAUGCUUUUCGCAUCGUUGUACUGUAUAUUGUUACCUGUAAACAAUAUUUAUUUAACAUUUGUCCAAGUACCAAAUUAUCACAAGAUUUUGUCUGGUUUAUGCACAAUAAUAGUCGAGGAUUAAAAUUUGUAUUACAUAGAAAUAUUUAAAAAAAAUCUUUGGAGAAGUAUAUCUUCCAUGUCACUUACAGUAAUGAGUGUUAAAAAUGAUCCUAAAUGUUGAUGCCUUAGUAACGCCAACAAAAUUCCACUUUGUGAUCCUGAAUUGAGGACUAAGUAACCAGUUCAAGCAGUACCAUUUUGUGUUAUGAGUGGAGGAUAAUGACCUCAAACAUGUCCCUUCUUUACACAUAUAUAGAAAUUUCUGAGGAUGCUAGGAUUCUUUCUGAAGAAAUUUCUGAGUGGUGCCUCACUCCUAUUUUUUCCUUUGCUUGAUGGGUGCUUUCCUCGUGCUGGAUAGGGCGCCCGAAUGGGCGCCGCCUGAUCUAGUGUGCUUCAUGGUCAUUGCUCUUCGAGCUAACAUUGCACACUACUGUUCCAUUGCUGGUAGCAGCAAAGCCUAGACUCAGGACCAGUAAGCUUUGUUGAAAAAUCUCACCUCGGAAUAUCGCGGAACUCAAUUCUUUUGUUCCUGAUGGAUAGUAGAUGUGGAUAAAAGUUGCAUGUAACAUGAGGAGAUGAAAUUCUUGCAGAUCUGGGAGGUAGCACAACAUUUUUUUCGUGAACGCGCAGGAGAGCUGCGCAUCAUUAAAUUAAGAGAAGAAAACAGUCCAAAAUGGAUCAAAAUACAAUGUCACAAUAGGCCAAACACAAGACCACCAAUUCCUGCUACGCACAGAACUGCAGCCUCCUUCUGCGCAUGAAAACAGCAGCACGCAAAAGGACAACAGCAAAGCAGGCCACACACCCACACAACUGCUCUUCACUAAGCCCCCAAUAGAACCCUUGAUCUGAAAAUUGCAGCACCAGGACCCAAAGCCUCAAGAUAUCUAGCACCGGCAAGCCUCUAGCACUCAAACUCGUCUAGAAAAACUGAUUUUAUUCCAUGAAUGGAAGAUCUGACGCCAUCAAAAACCGCCUUAUUACGAUGAAGCCAUAAACACCAAGCCCCCAAAAUGAUGAUACUGUUAAAGCCUCUUCUUUUGGAUUUGUGCACUUGCUUACACACCUUCUCCCACCAGUCAACAAAAGUGGACUCAUUAGAGGUAGGGGAAAGAUUAGCCAGUCCCAAUAAAGAGAGAAUGUAGUACCAAAAUUGCCGCGCAAAAAUGCAAGUGCAAAGGAGGUAGCACAACAUCAAAGUAGACACUAGAGAUGGGAUUUGAUUCUGUCUUGAAAAUCACACGUCUGAUGAUAUGGCCCAGCCGCAUAGAGUUUAUUUUAGGAAACACUGAGUUGAUUGGCUGUGAUUAUUUGGUAGCAAAUAGUCCCUUUUUGUAAUGGUAGCAUUAGUUACCUUAUUGAGCAUUACACGGCUCUAUAGUUUCUAUGUUUAGGAAAGAGAUUGUGGGGAAAUAAAAGGGAGAAAGGCAGAAGAGAAAAGGGACAUUCUUGUUCCACAAAUUCCAGUCUCAGGCGUUGCCGACGAUAAACGGCCGGUGGUUCCGUCAACCGCUACCAUAGGUCGCUGGCGAGCUAUCCCGGUGCCGCCCCAGCCUACUCGAUCUGGGCUGCGGCCUGGAACUCGUUCCUAUCAACGGGAACACCCAUAUCAACUGGUAUCGGAUUCAGGCGGUUCUGGUGCAUCCCUUCCCAUGGCUUCCGCUGAGGAUCGCGUGGGGCAUCUGGAGGCAUCGGUCGCGCAACUGGCGGUUGCUGUGCAGGACAUCCAGUCCAACAUAGCAGAGCUCGCCAAGGUUGUCGCCGACUCAGUGCAGCUGACGGGUGGCGAGGCGUCGGGGGUGGACGGCCGGCACCGUCCUCAACAGCAGGGACGCCGGGACGGACGAGACGCCGACGCGAUGGGCGGUGAGCGUGGCGGUCGUCGCGGGUUUCCACACGCGCCCCGUUACGACUUGCCGCUGUUCGAUGGGUCGGAGGACCCAUUGUUGUGGCUGCGUCAGUGCGAGCGGUAUGGGCGGCUGCAUGACAUUCCAAGGGAGGAGUGGGUGCAGAUGGCCGGCAUGCAUCUGCGCGGCGAGGCUCAGGAUGUUUUGGACAAUUGGGAAACUGAGGAUCAAUUCAUUUCUUGGCCGGAGUUCUAUGACACCUUCUUGCAGCGCUUCACAUGGCAUUCAACCUCGGGACCGCUGGGAGAUCUGGCCAAUUUGAAACAGCACAACAGCCGAGCAGACGUAUAUGCAAGGGAGUUUCAGCGACUUCUUGCAUGCACACCAAGGUUGUCUCGGCAGGAUCAGAUCGAGCUCUUUACCGCGGGGUUAUCGUCCACCCUCGCGGCCGAGGUCCGUCGGGAUCGCCCCCGGGACUUGGCUGACGCCAUGGGUUUGGCUCGUGAAGCAGAACGGCGGGAAGAUCUCUUUCUUGCCAAGGUGGCCCAGGCCACGCGGUCACGCGGGUCUCGUAGCACAUCUUGGGCAUCGGGCACCGAUCCAUCGGCAAGUAAUCGGGCGACGGCGCCGUCAUCCAGUGCCCUCCCGGUGGCGCCUGGGGGAUCCAAGCUGGAAGGGGGUCGAGCAUUGACGACGGCUUCACAGACUUCAGGGACUAUUCCCACUGCUCCACCAUAUCGUCGUCGUCUCAGUCCUGCAGAAAUGUCUGACCGAAGGGAGAAGGGUCUCUGUUAUAACUGUGAUGAGGUUUACUCGCGUGGACAUCGUUGUCAGCGCCUGUUCCAUUUGGAAGUGCUCAGCGAGGGUGAAGAGGAUGAUUCACUGGAGGAGGAACCAACCCUAUCUGCUAUAGCCAUGAAGGGUCUGAAGGCCAGUCGCACUAUGCAGGUCAUUGUAGUCAUGGGUGGACAACGUCUGGUGGGCUUAGUGGAUAGUGGUAGCACCCAUAACUUUAUUAGUAGCCAUGCUGCUUUUGUGGUGCAGAUCACACAAUCGUCAGGGACUGGACAGCAGGUGCAGGUAGCCAAUGGCGCUCGGUUGCCAUGUCUUGGGCGGUUGAAAGAUGUCCAGUUCUGCAUUCAAACUCACAUCUUCUCAGACUCCUUUUUGGUGAUUCCCUUGGAAGGUUUUGAUGUUGUUUUGGGGGUGCAGUGGCUGCAGAAAUUGGGUGAUAUCAACUGGAAUUUUGAUUCCCUCCAAAUGGCCUUCUCUUUGGAUGGGGGCCACGUGAGUUUGCAGGGCAUCACACCUCAUGGGCGGCCAGUACAUCUGAAGAGUCUUGUAGUGGGUAGAGACCCUCGGUUGCAGGAGAUCUUGACUGCAUUUGAUGAUCUGUUUCAAGAACCGCAGGGCCUGCCACCCUCUCGUCAGUGUGAUCAUCGCAUCUGUUUGAAGGAAGGGUCUGACCCAGUGGUGGUAAGGCCGUAUCGCUAUCCCCACCGCCAGAAGGAUGAAAUUGAGCGUCAGUGCACCGACAUGUUGGCACAAGGUAUUAUUCGGCCCAGUCGUUCUCCAUUCUCUUCACCUGUGCUUCUAGUUCGCAAGGCAGAUGGUUCUUGGCGGUUUUGUGUGGAUUAUCGUGAACUGAAUGCCACAACUAUCAAAGACAAAUUCCCAAUUCCGGUAGUGGAAGAACUGCUUUGACGAGUUGCAUGGGGCUAUAUUUUUCACCAAACUUGAUUUAAGAUCGGGCUAUCAUCAAGUCCGUAUGCAUGCUGCAGAUGUGGAGAAGACGACAUUCCGCACUCACCAUGGGCAUUUUGAAUUUCUGGUUAUGGCAUUUGGCUUGUGUAAUGCCCCUUCUACCUUUCAGGCCUUAAUGAAUGAGGUGCUCUCUAAGUUCCUUCGCAAAUUCGUGUUGGUUUUCUUCGAUGAUAUUCUUGUAUACAACCCCUCCUGGGAGGAUCAUCUGCAACAUCUUUCUUCAGUUUUGGCUCAACUCCGUCAUCAUCAAUUAUAUCUGAAACAGUCCAAGUGUGCUUUUGCUCAAGCAACAGUGGGUUAUCUGGGACAUGUCAUUUCAGCAAAAGGUGUGGAAGCUGACCCAAACAAGAUUCAGGAUGUGGAGCGAUGGCCUAUUCCCAUGUCAGUGGCAGAUAUACGGAGUUUCUUGGGUUUAGUGGGGUAUUACCGGCGCUUCAUUCAUCAUUAUGCAUCGAUCGCAGAACCUCUCACUACUCUUCUUCGCCGUCAACAAUUCCACUGGUCUGAUGAGGCGGCAGCAGCCUUCCAGCGCCUGAAGCAUGCUCUCCAAACUGCUCCAGUCCUCCGUCUUCCAGACUUCAAUAUUCUUUUUGUGGUUGAAUGUGACGCCUCUAGUACGGGGAUUGGAGCAGUGCUACAACAAGAAGGGCAUCCAGUGGCUUAUUAUAGCCGUAAACUAGCAGAUCGACAUGUGAAGCUUGCAGCUUAUGAAAGGGAAUUAAUUGGGUUAUCGAAGGCUAUUCGUCAUUGGCGGCCAUAUUUGUGGGGGCGCCCCUUUGUUGUUCGCACUGAUCAUGCAAGUCUGAAAUUUUUACUUGAUCAAGCUUUGGUGACUCCGCCGCAACAACACUGGCUCAGC